Molecule: messenger RNA, 2530 nt
Organism: Adelges cooleyi (spruce gall adelgid)
Lineage: Eukaryota; Metazoa; Arthropoda; Insecta; Hemiptera; Adelgidae
Product: prostaglandin E2 receptor EP4 subtype
Exons: 5
Coding region: 14-1042 (342 amino acids)
Biological process (GO): positive regulation of cytosolic calcium ion concentration; adenylate cyclase-activating G protein-coupled receptor signaling pathway; inflammatory response
Cellular component (GO): plasma membrane
Molecular function (GO): G protein-coupled receptor activity
Source: RefSeq, a predicted model, not a curated record
CGUCCGUGCCGUUAUGGAGACCGCCGUGUCCAACGUAACCGCGCCGUCGCCGCCGCCGUGCCGGUACGCGCCGGGCUUGGGAGUGCAGGCUGGAGUGACCAUAUCGUACACCGUGGGUAUAUUCGGCAACCUGUUGGCCCUGCUCAUACUGCACCGGACCAGGUCCAGCAGCAAUCAAAAGCACGGGUUCAUGUUGCGGUGUCUGGCCACUAACGAUUGCAUCGCACUUACCGGCAUGCUGGUGCAGAUGUACGUGUCGCUGUUCUGGCCGGACACCACCAAGAGCGUGUGGUCGUGCCGAUUCCGGGUGCUGUGGCGUUUCUUCGGACUCGGUUCCGGGUGCGUGGCCAUCAUAAUGGCCGUCGAACGCUGGCUGGCUCUCACCAAACCGUUCUUUUACCAAAAACACAUCAGUCUUCGUUUGCUGAAGAGGAUGAUGAUAUUGCUGUGGUUAGGAGUUCUGUGUUUGGUUUGUGCACCGUUUUUCGGGUUUGGUCUUUAUUGGGACGAAGAAACUGCAACAUGCGUUCGUUAUCGGAAGGCCAAAAAGCCGUUAGACGUGCUUUAUGCAUACAUGUAUUUCAGUUAUGGUGUGUUUUUGUGUUUCGCAAUUGCUUACACGAAUUUGGCGGUGAUGAAAGCUUUGUGUAUGAAAGACAAUACGCACAACAAACAAAAUGUGUUGAUGAGACGAGUUAGUCGAGGGUCAUCUCUAACGUGCAAUGCGGCCACAAGGGAAGAAAGAGCUUUCGGUUGGCUUAUGUUUUUGCUGUGCAUCGCGUUCGUCAUAUGCUGGAUUCCACAAAUGAUUUCGAUACCGUUGUCAAGGUUCGCUUCGGACGAAAAAGCGAAACCGUUUUACAUUGCGGCCGACCUGCUGAUCGCUUUGCAUUUUGCGCUCGAUCCAUAUCUGUACGUACUUCAGCACUGGACGUUGAUCAAGUCGAUUUUUCCACGUCGCAAGAAAAAAACCAACGCUACCGGCAGUACAAGCGUAAGCCGCAGUAGCUCCAUGAGAACCACUGUUGUGCCUGACAUUUGACGUACUUGACGGUGUUGUUUAGCGACCGGUGGACAGACGGAGAAAUGAAAAUUGGUGUACAGUAACUAUUAUAUUAAUAUUAUUAUACCUAACAUAAGUGAAGACAAAAAAAAAAAAUUUCAAAUUGCGGUAUAUUGUAACUAAUAAAAUGUUAAAUUACACGUUUAUACAGAGAAAAAGUACCUGCGUAUUAUAAUUAAGUACAUUUAAAUAGGUUAUUUAGGCAAAUGUGUAUGUAAAAAGUGCGCGGUAUCGGUACUUUUAAAUUAAAUCAUAAAACAACAAUUUUGUUAUAUAUUAUAAAAAGCUAUAAUUUGUUUAUUUUACCAAAAAAUCGUUUUAUUAAAAAAAGAAAACUAAAAAAUUAUAAUUAAAAAAAAAUUAAUUUGUUUCAAAUCUAAAAAAACACAAAAUAAGUUUUAAAUAUAAUGUAUGUUUAAAUUUUUUUUUGUAUUGGUUGUAUACACCAUUACUAAUAUGCUGUGAUAUUAAUAAUAUGCCUGCAGUUUAAUUUUGAGAUAAAAAUAAAUAACAUAGGUAAUAAAAUAGAUGUUUAGCGUUGAGGUAGUGUUUGUCAAUCAGUUUAUUGUUUUAUUCUUUUGGAAACUUAACAGUGUUUGAUGAUGCAGUAUAUCAUCAAUAUAGGUAGUACCUAUAUAUUAAUAUGUAAAAUUAUACAGUGUAAAUUUUAUCACUAAUCGAAAAAAACAACCAUACAAGUAUUUAUGUGUAAUUUGACGGAAGUACGUUUUCAAAAUGAUUCUUGGUCAGUAUAUUUGGUUAGUUGUACAGUUAUGAUAGUUUAUUUAUUAUUGUGUUUAUGUUCAACCAUACUUUUAUACCUAUUUCAUAAUAUGCUGCUCAAUACUUCUCAAAAUGUUUUUGCAUGUGCUUUAUAAUAUAUUAGUGUUAUUUAACGUUUGUACCGAUUAUUCCAUUUCAAUUAUAAUUUAAUGUUAAGUUAUUCCAUCUAAGAAAACUUAUAAGUGUAAAUCAAUGCACCUAUUUGUCUAUUGUUUUUAUCUACACGUUUUAUACGUGAACGACUAUUAUAUUUUAUUGAUUUGAAAAAAAUGUUGUUCAUAAUUAUAAUUGUAAUAGACUCGUUUACACGACUAAUUUAUACUUUAUUAUAGUUUAAUAUUUAAGGAGAAAUAGAAUUGAGUUAAAAAACGUAAUUAAAUUAUUUAUUUUUAUUUACAUUAUAUUAUUUUUUAUAAUUUCUUCUUUUUUUAAAUAAAAAACAUCUAUUUAUCCCAACCGAAAUAUUUAUAAAAUAUUACAUUGACUGAUUGUUUCAACGUUUUGUGUUGGUAUUCGACUAAUGGGACAAUAAAACAAAGUUUUUCUGUUUUGAUUGUCCAUGUGUCAUCAAUGAACAGACAACAUUGUACCUAUUAACAAUAAAUUAAAUAGGUACGUUAAGUUGUUAAAUGAAAUGAGGAGUGUAUAAAAGAACAUUUUUAUAAAUUAUAUAAAUAUAUUAUA